UCCCUGUCUCUCAGGUGCACCUGCAGCCCCAAGCCAUGUCCUGCUACAGCCCGUGCCGGCCCUGCCAGCCCUGUGGCCCCACCCCGCUGGCCAACAGCUGCAAUGAGCCCUGUGUCAGGCAGUGCCAGGACUCCACCGUGGCCAUCCAGCCCUCGCCUGUGGUGGUGACCCUGCCUGGCCCCAUCCUCAGCUCCUUCCCCCAGAACACCGCCGUGGGAUCCUCCACCUCUGCUGCUGUUGGCAGCAUCCUCAGCUCUCAGGGAGUGCCCAUCAGCUCUGGGGGCUUUGGCCUCUCAGGCUUGGGCAGUGGCCUCUGUGGCACGAGGUGCUUUCCCUGCUGA
This is a messenger RNA of Catharus ustulatus (Swainson's thrush), 341 nucleotides long. RefSeq names its product feather keratin 1-like. Bases 36 to 341 code for a protein of 101 amino acids. Gene Ontology annotation, cellular component: intermediate filament. The record is from RefSeq and is a predicted model, not a curated record. NCBI's taxonomy places the organism in Eukaryota, Metazoa, Chordata, Aves, Passeriformes, Turdidae. The transcript is spliced from 2 exons. Gene Ontology annotation, molecular function: structural constituent of cytoskeleton.